Molecule: messenger RNA, 1360 nt
Organism: Eucalyptus grandis
Lineage: Eukaryota; Viridiplantae; Streptophyta; Magnoliopsida; Myrtales; Myrtaceae
Product: NADH-cytochrome b5 reductase-like protein
Exons: 13
Coding region: 64-1050 (328 amino acids)
Molecular function (GO): cytochrome-b5 reductase activity, acting on NAD(P)H
Source: RefSeq, a predicted model, not a curated record
ACUCCAGUUCGGCUCAGCAACUUCGCAUUUUUUCCCCUUCCUCCGAGCUCGAAGAAGGGAAAAAUGGCGUCGACUUUUCUCAAGAAACUCGCUCGGACCGCGCCGAUCGCCGUCGCCGAAUCGUACCGGCGCCGCUCGAACUCGAACUCCGGCGGCUUCCGCAUUCCCGUCGGGGCGAUCGCCGCCGUCUCCGGGGGCUUGUCCUGCUUCUACUUCGCAUCGUCUCCGAACGUGGCUCAUCUUGACCAAGUGGGUGAAGACACCGGCUCAAAAAUUGCUCUAAAUCCAGAUAAAUGGAUUGAAUUUAAAUUGCAAGACACAGCGAGGGUUAGCCACAACACUCAGCUAUUCAGGUUUUCAUUUGAUCCGAAUGUCCAGUUAGGUUUACACGUUGCUUCGUGCAUCUUGACAAGAGCUCCAACUGGACAAGAUGCUGAAGGGAAGACAAAAUAUGUUGUUCGCCCGUAUACACCUAUAUCAGAUCCUGAUGCUAAGGGGUACUUUGACUUACUGAUUAAGGUGUAUCCAGAAGGUAAAAUGAGCCAGCAUUUUGCUAUACUAAAGCCUGGUGAUGUAGUUGAAGUUAAAGGGCCCAUUGAAAAGUUCAAAUAUACCCCCAACAUGAAGAAAAAUAUUGGAAUGAUUGCAGGAGGCACUGGCAUAACACCGAUGCUUCAGGUGAUUGAUGCCAUAUUGAAGAACCCUGACGACAAUACUCAGGUGUCUCUGCUAUAUGCUAAUGUCUCUCCAGAUGACAUAUUGCUGAAACAGAAACUUGACAUACUUGCAGCCAGUCACCCAAAUCUAAAGAUAUACUAUACGGUGGAUAAUCCUACAAAGAAUUGGAAAGGAGGUAAAGGCUACAUAUCAAAAGAUAUGGCCAUCAAGGGCUUGCCGGCUCCAAGUGAGGAUGCUCUUAUACUUGUCUGUGGUCCUCCUGGAAUGAUGAAACAUAUUUCUGGUGAUAAGGCUAAAGACCGUUCACAAGGCGAGCUCACUGGGAUACUGAAGGAACUUGGUUAUACUGAGCAGAUGGUGUACAAGUUUUAGAGUUCAUCACAAUUUUGUAUCUCAAUCAUGCUUUAUGCGCAAGAAGAUCAUGUGCAAUUAAUAAUUCACCCUAGUACAGACUGAACAUGAGAUUGGAUAUCAUCGCAUGGGAAAUACUAAAUGCCUCAUGGUGACAGCUUCUGCUGAUUUUAGGAAGCAGGGUACCCUUCACAAAAGUGCACAUUCACAGCAACGGAUGAAAUAAAAUGAAGCACACACUUUGACUGUGCUUCUGGAGUGUAAAUUUUUCUGACAGAGGUACACACUACAUUUCAAUCCAUUGAAAGAUAUUGGCAAAAAUUUUAGUCAA